AUACAAUAUUCUAAAAAGUAACAAUCAAUAACAAAACAAGUCUUUGACAUCUUUCAUAAAACGUCAAAAGCACAUUUUUAAGAUGGAGCCACUUGCCAGUGUAUCUUUUACCUGUAUUGAUUGAUAUAUACAUAUAUAUAUAUUACUGAACCGAUAUAGAAUUUGGUAGCAAAAUUUACUUUUAAUUUUUAUGUGCUGUAAUAAAAUUAACAGCAUUGUUCUAAAAAGAAAGUAUUGGAAAGCAUAAAUUAUACAAUAAGUUGUCAAAAAUAGCUUUUUAUCGAUUUCCACGAUGACGGACGCUGUUUGCAGUGCACUUGGAAUUGACAGAGUCGAUUUGCGAGGAAAAUUGACUUUAAUUGAAGAACAACAUGGAAGCGAUGCUAACUUUCUUGUAAACACUUUCAUUUCAUCUUCUUUACAAAAAAGCCAAGGAAUAUGUCUCGUAUUGUUUCAUAAUAACUUCGGUCACUAUCAUAAUAUAGGUAUGAAAUUGGGUUACAAUUUAAAUGUUUUACGAGAAAGAGGUCAAGUUUCAGUUUUAGAACCCAUGAAGCUAAUAAGAAAAAAUAUUCACGAUCUUGGCCAUGACUCUGUGGAUGCUGCAAAUGCUGAAUUCGAUGAAACUAAUUCGGAGGAUGAUAUUAGUGGUCUCAGUAUUAUGGAACGUGGACCAACGAUUGUACGUAAAUUGAUUGAUCCAUUGAAGAAGCAAAUUUACGAAUUACUCAAAAAUCAAGAUUCUGUUAUGGUGAUUAUUGAUGAUUUGAGUCAUCUUUUUGAUCUUCAAAUGAAUAUCAGAGACGUGUGGUUUUUUGUGAGAUACAUAAGGAGUUUCGUUGAAUUCGAACAAUCGCUUUCAAUGUGCAUUUUAACACACACCUAUAAAGCUGAUCCUGAUUCUUGUCAACCGGAUCUUAUUGCAGUUGGUUUAAAACAUAUAGCACAAUUGAUUAUUGUUGUCGAACCUUUGAGUACCGGUCUUGCGAAAGAUGUGUCUGGAAAAAUGAAUGUUCGAUGGAAAAUGGAUUCUAUUAGAACAAAAUAUAAUUGGCCUGAGAAGCUUUCGUAUCUUUUCAAAUUGUUGGAUCGUCAAGUUAAAGUUUUCCCUCCCGGUAGUUCAACUCUUCUUUUCUAAAAAUUACGGUUAAUUAUGAAAAUAAUUUCCUGUUUUGAUUAAUGAAAGAACGAGUGACUAUUAAACAGGUAUUUUAAAAAAAUUAAAUCGUAUGCUGGAUCAGCGUAUAAGAAAUUAAAAGAAAUGCUUUUAUAAGAACUUUUGAGAUAAUUCGAGUUUUAAAGACUGCGAUAUUUUUGUAUAUAAUUAUUUUUAUAAUAAAUACUAAUGUUAAUACACUUUUAAUAUUAAUGUUUAAUAAAUACUUAUACAAUAAUAAA
Molecule: messenger RNA, 1398 nt
Organism: Leptopilina heterotoma
Lineage: Eukaryota; Metazoa; Arthropoda; Insecta; Hymenoptera; Figitidae
Gene: Elp6
Product: elongator complex protein 6
Exons: 2
Coding region: 293-1138 (281 amino acids)
Biological process (GO): tRNA wobble uridine modification
Cellular component (GO): elongator holoenzyme complex
Source: RefSeq, a predicted model, not a curated record